Messenger RNA from Aphidius gifuensis, 823 nucleotides. RefSeq lists its product as uncharacterized. The record is from RefSeq and is a predicted model, not a curated record. The transcript has 3 exons. The coding region runs from base 217 to 576 and encodes 119 amino acids. Lineage: Eukaryota; Metazoa; Arthropoda; Insecta; Hymenoptera; Braconidae.
UUUUUCAUGAUAAUGUGACAAGUCAAAAGAUAAUUAUUUAUUAAUUGUUAUUAAUUAAUUCACCUCCAUGUUAUAAACUAAUAAAUAGAUAAAUGUGCUUGGGCCUUGGAGCAUUUGGUCGUAAAGGAUCAAAUACUUUUUAUUUCUUUCUAUCAGCAAUCAUUAAUAACUUUUGAAGGUGAUUAUCUUAUAUUAUAAUAUAAGAAACUUAUCAUCAUGGCUUCUUCAACAACUCAGAUUCGUACUAGAGUUGAUCUACUCAGUCAUAUUAAACAGCGUUUAAGUGACGAGGGGGAACUAUCGGAAGGUGCAAAAACAAUUCUUGAUGAAUAUAUAGCUAAAGAGGAAAAAUAUGCUGAUGCAAAAUUAAGAACCAUACAAAACUGGAAGCCACUACCAGCACGUUCGCCACAACAAUUGCAAACUUUAGAAUUAACAACUAAAAAGCAGGCUGAAUAUAAGAAGUAUUGUGAAGAGUUGGGACCACAUCCAACACUCGAUCAAAUGAAUAAAAAAAAAGAGCUCCAUGAUGAAAUCAGAAAACUUAUGCAUCAAAUUUUUAUUGGAGAAUCUUAGAAGCCAUAUACAUACAUUAUUUUACAUUAUUUUCAAUUUCAAAUAUCUAAAGAAUUGUAAACGAUGUUAAUAAUAAUAAUUUUUUUUUUUUUCUCGUACAUGGAUUAUUAAUUCUCUAUAUUAAUUCAGUCAAAUUUAUGUAUUCUGGAUAAAAAAAAAAAAAAAAAUUAAAAAAAAAACACUAAAUAAUCAUAUGCUUUUAUGUAUGUUUAAAUAUCGAAUAAAAAUUUUCUAGAAAACUCGUUUA